AUGGAAAAUAACAAGACGUUCUUCGGACGUUUCUUCCUCUCUUAUACGAUGUGGUGUUUACUACAAAUGCACAUGAUCAGUGAGCGUAUGCCGCUACUGUCGCUAUCCAAGAAACAGCUCGUCAUCAGUGCAGUUACAGUUGCGGUUCUGUCUACAGGAGUCGAGCUGCUGUAUUCCUGGUGGAUAGGAUUUCCGGUACCAUACACGAUCCACAUGAUGGCUGUGCCGUACGUGUCGCUCAUGUUCUUCGCGUUGGCCAUUGUUUGGUAUCCUCACGUACGUCAGAACUUGAAACUCUUGUGGAAGAUUGCUGACGCCAUUUUGAUCUGCAUUUGCCAUGGGCUCGUCAUCAUCGGGUAUCCGAUCUUCUACUAUGCAUUCCAGAAGAUGGGCUCGGGUAUCGAACGAACAGCAUUUUCGAUGGUUCUACCAAUACUGAAGACCUUCUACAGAGUGUUGUUUUACUAUCUCUGUCGAUCUGCUAGUGGCGAACGAAUUACGAUCGUUGUGGUCUUCAAUGCUGAUCUGGUGAACGCGUUUAUCAGCCGUCAUUCAUGA
Messenger RNA from Phytophthora nicotianae INRA-310, 558 nucleotides. RefSeq lists its product as hypothetical. Lineage: Eukaryota; Oomycota; Peronosporomycetes; Peronosporales; Peronosporaceae. The record is from RefSeq and is a predicted model, not a curated record. The coding region runs from base 1 to 558 and encodes 185 amino acids. The transcript has 2 exons.